AUGUCAACCCUUGGAAUUGACCAUUCUCCAGAAGAAACACUAAGCGAUGAUGAAUGGGCCACAUCGUUUCGAGUGGGCGUUUUGAGUGACUCGGAAAGUCAGACUUCCGUCUCGGAACGGAACGAUCUCUCAGUCUCAAGCGCUGCAAGGCAUCACACACCAACGCACGAUCAAGGGCGCCAGUGCGCUCGGGUAAGUACAGGCACGUCACAAGAGAACGUCUUGCACAAAUACUUGCUGAAGUAACGUCGAUCCACAGACCGCAUACAUCCCGGACGAGGAUGAGUCUGACGUCGUUUUCCGUGAUACGCCAUUGUAAGUAUCGUCAUUUGCAUAUUCCAAGCUGGGUGGUGAUCUCUCGCUGAGGCUUGCGUGUAGCACUAUCGCCGCUCGCAACGCUGCGAGCCGCAACACUCAUAUCAGUGCCCACAAAGACGGGAGUAAGAGCGACAACAGCUCGAUGGUCGGAGAAGCCUCGAACCGUGUCUGUGUGCCCAACUCGAACCCAGACACGCCAUUCAAAAUGCCAGACGACGCCGACAGCUCAUCGAGUCAGAACGGACCAAAAGCAGCUGGCUCUCCGGCCCCUCUCCAAGUUCAAAGACCCCAGGAAUCAGCGCAUACAAGCGGCUCCGCUGUUCGCGAACCAACGAUCCCGGCCAAACGUCGCACGCUAGGCAUUAGACCUAUGGUUAUGCCCAUUAAUCAUUUCAAGCCUCCUCAAACGACUUUUGCCUUUACACGCCCAUCGUUGAGACCACCGCCCAUCCGACAAGAGCCUCCCGAACAUGCAUCGGACGACGCUUGUACGUCGCCGGACCCAUCAUCGCCGAAUACCGUCGAGCCGUCGAGAGGUCCGCCCAAAUUGGGUGCGGGCUUGCAGCGCGCACGCGUCGGAUUAGCAAAAGGAAACAUCAGCAAGGGUCAAGCGACGCAGGCAAAGCUUUGUUUCAUACCCCCGCACGACAAGCAUCAGAUGGUCCAGGACGAAAGCAGUGUAGACCCGAAAGUCACCGCAGUCCCGUUUGACGACUACUCGGAGAGUAUUCAGAGCGACGAAGAGUGGCUCGAAACCAUGCAAGACGUCGAGGACGUCUUAUCCUCGAGCAGAAGCCCGCCUGUCUGCUCUGAGCCACGUGCAACCUCAGCCUCGGCUAUAUCGACGUCUUCACUUCAUGAGCUAGGUUCGACUGGGAAUCGCCGGUUUCCCGCGGCAGGCGUCAAGAGGUCAGCCGUCGGGACACCGAAGCAACACUUCGGCUCGAUGCUCCCCUUUGGUACACCUCACCUCCCAGCAGACCAUGAAGCUCGUGGCGAUGCUGCGCAGUAUCGAGCUGCAGUCGUUGAAGUGCGCGAGCCCUCGAACCCGCGAUACACUGCUGAGGAACGGGCAAGACAUGGCUUCGAGUUGGCAGCCGCCAGCGGCUUCAAAGUUUACGAAGAUCCUGUGCGGUAUCCGCCUGCUCCUUGGAGCUCUGUAGAGCCGUCGCCCCGUCAAGACGACAUUUUGUACACGAGUGCCGGGCAACUCCAUCCGUCCAUGGCACGAUCAUUUCCUCUGCCGAACAGCACUACCUCGCAACACGGUUGGAGUCCUGCACACGAUCUUUCGUCACAAGGAGCCCCUCUUCCUACGCUGCUUGCGCACCAAGAGACGGUGCCCCACUCUCUAUUUCAUGACCAUUUGACCCACGGCGAGCCUAACAGCAGCUCCUAUUCUACCCAAGAUGCUGACAUUGUUGGACAUCUACCUAACUAUGACGCUACUGAGGACGAUGGCUUGUCUGAUACACAUCCCGGCCAGGAUGCUGUACAAGCAGGUCGCGUUUCUCGCCUGACUAUCGAGGCUGGCACGGGAUGGAACCAGGCUUCGCGCGCUUCAUGCCUCCAGCCGCGCACUCACACUACGAAAAGCUACAACAGUCCUGCAGACAGCGCUCUGGCAUUGCUGUCCUCUCCAAAUCGUGAGUAGCUCGCCAAAAGUUGUUCUCGGCGCUAGAUGGACCGAUGACUUAGAUCUUUCUACGCGCAGAUCGCCGGGGGAGACGGACCUUGCCUAUGCAUCGAGACCGCGCUUCACCAGAGCUAUCUGGUGCCAGCACCACUCGAAGCAAGCAUCGUCUGCGUGAUUUCCGUUAUCGCGCGGCUGCUCACGACGAGCAACUCGCUAACGAGGCCUGGAGCGGAACUUUGUGGGCGAACAAGCUUGGUCGAUCCCUUCAGCUGCGCCAACGCGAGCAAUCGUCUCAGCGCUUACUUCCGAGCGUUGCUCAGCGCAAGGGCAGCGGAAACGGCGUUCCUCGCAUGACGCCCCAAGGUCGUGCAAACGCAAGCAAGCGCCUGAGGCUGCCACUUUUCUCGAAUCAAGCAAAUGCUCUCCAAGGCCCAGCUCGCAGGCAGAGCGAGGCUACUGGUGCGCAUCAGAGGUACGACACCGAUGAAGACCCUAGCCGAGAAGAUAUAGCCAUCUUUGACAGCUACACAGAUCGCCAUGCUAGCAUUGGUGAUGGUGACGAACAACAGCGCUUGACGCUCUUCGAACCUUCUCCCCCCGCCAAAAGAAGUCGCGCGUCCUGA
Messenger RNA from Ceraceosorus bombacis, 2577 nucleotides. NCBI's taxonomy places the organism in Eukaryota, Fungi, Basidiomycota, Exobasidiomycetes, Ceraceosorales, Ceraceosoraceae. The record is from the annotation of a GenBank genome assembly.